AUGGAGAGUGCUUUAGAGAUUUUCACCCACAUGCUCCUGAGGAACUGGAAGACCACAGGAGUAGAAUAUGGAACCUGAUCCUACAUCUCUGAAACAAGCAUGGAUCAAACCCAGGACCAGCCCAGCUUCUCUCCACUGCUUUGGGAGAAACUCAACGACUCAAUGAGUUUCCGCAUCACUACAAUGCUGACUUCUUCCAUCAGCUCCCCUACUGCUCCACUCUACCCUCUCCCCACACUGCGGCCCUCCUCCCUUUCUCCACACACCCCCUUUAUCUCAUUCCCUCUUUUUUUCCCAACAUCCUCCUCAGCCAUCAAUGAAUCCAUCAACGUCUCCUCCUUUCCCUUUUCCCUCUCUAACAUCUCAUACACUGAUUUGAAGGACUUGGAGAGUAUGCUUCUGUGGACCCUCCAUGAACCCAGCACCAUCGCCCUGACCAUCAUGUACUGUUUGUCGUUCAUCUUGGGAUUUAUUGGGAAUUUGAUGUCCCUACGAGUUCUGACCAGCAGGCACAGUCAGCGGCUCGCAGGUGUCAGUGCCACAAGGAGUCUCCUGGUGAAUCUGGCUGUGUGUGACCUAGCUGUGGUGUGCGUAUGCAUGCCCAUCACUCUGGGGAACAAAAUCUACACUGCCUGGGUGUACGGUGACCUCCUGUGCCGUGCCGUGCCCUUUACACAGGCCGUCUCAGUGUCUGCCAGUGUGCUGACGCUGACAGUGAUCAGCGUGAACCGCUACUACAGCGUUCAAUCUCCUCUAAAAGCUCGGUCCAUGUUUACACGCCGGAGGAUCUUGGUGACAGUCUCCGUGGUGUGGAUAUUGUCGUCAAUGAUGUGUGCCCCAAUAGCGGUGAUGAACCGUCGGCGAGAGCUCAGCUUUGAGACUUUCACCAUCUUGGUGUGCCAGGAGGAAUGGCCCCAGCUUCGCCUUAAGCAGGGGUACAACGUCCUGCUGUUUGUGAUGCUUUACUGUUUGCCAGUAACGUUUAACCUCACCAUCAGCUUCCUCACGGGGAGACGACUUUGGGGAGGAAGGAAAUCCACUUUCUCUGAUCUGGAUCCUCGCAGCCAAGCUCUUCACACCUCCCGACUAAAGACUAGGCAGAAGAUUGCCAAGAUGGUGGUAUGUCUGGUGCUUCUAUUUGCACUUUCCUGGCUGCCACUUUAUUUGGCUGAUCUUUUCAUUGACUGCGAACAGAGGCCUUCUUCUUGGCUCCUGCAGACACGUCCCUUUGCUCAGUGGUUGGGCUUAACAAACUCCAGCCUUAACCCCAUCUGUUACUGUUUCAUAGGAGAUCUGUAUCGUUCUGCGAAGGUCAUACGGACACGAUACUACCAGAAAGUGGCUGCUGUCUUCAAUAAUUCAUCAUUCUCGAGCUCAGCUGCUGUUGUUGCUCCUUCAACCAAGAUUAAAGAGAGCAAGGUGUCUGCUGCAGAGUGCCACCGCAUAGCUGCUGCUGUGGCAGCUUCUGCAUCUGUGGUCACAAUCCCUGGCCUGCUGGGCUUAGCCAGACAUAAGGGACUAAGGCAAGAGGUCAGAGUGAUAUCAGACAGCCAAAGAGCAUCUGACCAAAGCAUCUCAGACUGGUGUCAAUCUAAUCCCAGUGUAUACGAUAGCUCUUUAUUUCCCUGCCAGCUUCACUCACUUCAGCAUUCCUCACAAAAGGCGGAUAUCCUUCCAGCGAGACGACACUCUACAAAUGUGGUAUCAUUACCUCCUCAAAGUGAACCUGUAGAGAUGGAUUUGCUACCACUGAGGAGGAAUUCGGAGGAAGGAAUUUAUUGUCUGGAAGCCAACAAGAGGGAUCUCAGUACCCUCAACCAGGGCACUUUUUACUUUGUGGGACAGCACAGAAGCACUGCAUCAAAAAAACACUUCCUGGGGGGAAACGUGGAGAAUGAAACAACAAAUAUUACGAGCCUAUGAAGGUUGGAGUUUAUCGGAUCUAUCAAUGGAGAGGAAUUUCCUCCUUUUGUCCUGCAGGGAAUAAAAACACAUUGUUUGGUGCACAGCUUGCACCUGACAGAAUGUAGAAAAAACAUUGGAAAACAAACUGUCUUGUGGAACAGCGAGCCAAGUCUCUACUCUCAUUCUUUCUACAUCUGGUUGUAUUUUGGGCUUUGGAAAGAAAGCGGAUGGAGCAGCGAUGUGUUAACCUCUGCAGGAGGGAAAGCUGGAAUGGUAUUUAUUUAGUUAUCAGUAAGAGAGACAGAUUGGUGCAGUGUGCCAUAAAGUUUAACUCAUAUUAUAGUCACAGCAGUUUCUGUCAUCUGCUUGAGACUAUAAAACAGCAGGGUUUAAAGUUUAAUGAGCUUUUGUAAAGAUUUGCUUUGUCUCUCAUUAAAUGCUAAUAGUUCUGACUGCAUUUGUUGCUCACAGAAAAUAUAAACCCUUUUCUUAUUGUGCAAUAUUGAAAUAUACUGCAUGCAAAUAUCUGAUGGGGUUUAUCCAUCUCAUUCAAUGUCUGAUACAAAAUCUAAUAAUGUCGCAAAAGGUUUCAGUCACGAACUGAAAGACGUUAAGCACUCUUACCCCAUUAAUUGCGGCUCUUGGGAACUAUUGAAUAAAACUGACCUAU
Molecule: messenger RNA, 2575 nt
Organism: Cyprinodon tularosa
Lineage: Eukaryota; Metazoa; Chordata; Actinopteri; Cyprinodontiformes; Cyprinodontidae
Product: QRFP-like peptide receptor
Exons: 3
Coding region: 100-1923 (607 amino acids)
Biological process (GO): neuropeptide signaling pathway
Cellular component (GO): membrane
Molecular function (GO): peptide binding; G protein-coupled receptor activity
Source: RefSeq, a predicted model, not a curated record